AUUCUAUCAUAAUUCUAUUUCAUAAACAGAUUUUUAUUACUUUCUUGAUCAAUCUUUCAACUAUUGACAUCAUUAUUCGUUGUGGACUUCAAAAUGGACCUAAAUUUUGUGCAAGCUGAUAACAGCAAUCUACCUAAGGUUGACGCAUUAAUGGUAGCAUUUUUCUUCAAAAAUAAUGCGGACUACUAUGUUGCGGAACUCAAACAUGUGAAAACAACAAUGUCUGGAAGGGAGUCCUACGGAGACGAUGCAAUUGGCUAUGUGCAGCUGCACCGGGAGCAUGGACUUUGCACACUUAAGUGCAAAAUGUGCCCAGAGCACAAAGUGAGAUCAAAAGCUUAUAAUGUGACAAUGGUUAUCAACGAAAAUGAAAGCGAGAUAAUAAGUUGUCAGUGCCAUGACUGUGCUGCUUCAGCAGGAGGAUGCAAGCAUGCAGUCGCUUUUUUGAUGUGGGUACAUCGGCGCAGUGAGGAACCUCCAUCUACUUCGGUGGAAUGUUAUUGGAAAAAGCCAACAUUGUCAAGAGUAGGGACUACUCUGAAGUACAUCACUGUGCAGCAGAUGUCGAAAAAGGAAGUACCACACAGACCAAGUACAUCAGCACUUUACACAGACUUUGUUUUGGAAGCCAAAAAAAGAAAACUUCAACACUGCGAAUUGAUAAAAUAUCAGGACGAUUUUAAACACUCAAAUGUUAUGCGGUAUUCGCUGCACUGUUUCAUAAUGGACCAACCACCAAAAAUUCAAGCAGACGUAGACAAUCUUGUAGACAUAAUGAAGACAACAUUCAACAGAGCUGCUAUCAGUGCAAUUGAAGAAGCAACAAGAAUGCAGUACAAGAGCAGCUUGUGGUAUGAGAUGCGGUAUGGCCGUAUCACAGCUUCAAAGGCACAUGAAGUGAGCGUAUGUCAUACACCUGAUGGUUCAUUGGUUGCUACUAUAAUGGGCGCAAAAAUACCAGAUACUAUUGCAAUGAAAAGAGAAAUCAUGCCGCGAAAUUACAUCCGGAAAACAACACGUCAGAACUGGGAUGAACAAGCUAUGAUUAAAGCCAUAGAAGCCGUAAAACAGGGUAUGCCAUAUAAAGCCGCCUCCAAACAAUUUUUAGUCCCACUUAUGGCACUUAAAAGAAGAGUUAAAGGAAAGAACGUUUACGCUGUGGGGGGCACCAAAAUGUUGGGAAGUAUCAAGAAAGUAUUCACGGAUGAACAGGAGCUGGAGCUAGUGCAACAUAUUAAAGACAAUGAAGAGACUAUGUACGGUUUUACAGUUGAUGACGUUCGUAAAUUUGCUUUUGAGAUAGCUGAAAGAAACAAAAUAAGGCAUCCAUUUUCUACUACGUCCCGUAAAGCUGGUAAAGACUAGCUAAGGGGGUUUCGACAAAGACAUCCUGAUAUCACUCUACGUGCCCCGGAGUCAACGUCAGCGGCACGAGCUCGAGCAUUCAAUAAACCGAUUAUUGACAAAUUUUACAAAAAUUUACAAAAAGCUCAGGAAAAGCAUGUAUUUCCUCCUCAUCGCAUUUUUAACGUUGAUGAAACUAGUUUGAACACCAUUCCGACCAAAAAUAGUAAAAUCUUUGCCAAAAAAGGGCGCAAACAAGUAGCGAGAAUCACGUCUGCCGAAAGAGGUGAAUCAACUACAGCGGUUAUUUGCGGAUCAGCUGGAGGAAACUUCAUACCACCAAUGCUAAUAUUUCGCCGAUUGCGAAUGAAAAUAGAAUUAAUGGACGGUACUCCACCAGGCUCUGUGUACGCGUGCAAUCCCUCCGGCUGGAUGAAUAUUGAGGUUUUCUCUCAGUGGUUUGACCAUUUCUUGUCCCAUACUAAACCAUCUACAGAAGAUCCCAUACUUCUAAUACUGGACGGCCAUCUUUCUCAUACCAGAAAUUUGGACGUCAUAAUAAAAUCCAGAGAAAAUAACGUAACAAUUUUGUGCUUACCCCCACACUGCACGCACAAACUUCAACCACUCGAUGUUGGUGUAAUGUUUCCACUGAGCGUGUAUCACAACCAGGCUUUAGAAAGGUGGAUGAAUAAUAAUGCGGGUCGUGUAGUAACAGUUUUUCAAAUAGGUAAAAUCUUUGGAGAAGCAUAUUUGAAAGCUGCUGCACCCUCAAAUAUUAUCAAAGGAUUUGAAAAGUGUGGAAUAUGGCCGCUCAAUCCUGAUGUUUUUACUGAUGUAGACUUCGUUGCUGCCACCACAACUGAUCAAGCAGUAAGUAACGAAAUAUUGGUGCCCCAUCCAUGAAUAAAUAUAGCGCCUGAUGAAAUUCAAGUUUUUGGUGACCAUAAACCGCGACAUCUUAUACCCAGGGCUCCUGUACUUCCAGCCGAUUCUACGACAUGUGUACUAGUUGAUGAACCAUCCAACCUUACUGCUGUGUCACCUUGUACCUUAUCGACAUGUGCAGCCCACAAGCAAGGAGAGAGUAACGAAUACCGUGUAGCUGAAGCACCUACUACUAUUCUGGCUUCCCACGAAAGUAUUUCUAACAGCUUGAGAAGUUCAGCCGCCAUUCCAUUACCGUGGACAUCAGUUGAAGUAUCUUCCGUCUACGAUAAUGUUUCGCCUUCUACCUCAUCCAUAACUACGAAUACACCAUCUCUUGCAGCUGCUGCUCAAUCGGCGUCUUAUGACACUUCGGAUAAAGAUUCAUUUGCAUCACCAGUUGCGUCCACAUCUUUUAGCAUCCCUCCAUGCCAGAUUCGACCUUUCCCUAAAAUGGCAGAAGAACGUAGAAAAAAUAUCAAAGCUCGAGUAUGUACAGCAAUCCUUACAAGUUCGCCUUAUAAAAAUUACUUAGAAGAGGAAGUUAAUAAAAAAAAUGAAAAAGAACGCAAAAAAAAAUAAACGCAACGAAAAUAAAAAGAACUCAAUCAAGGGAAAUUCUAAAUCAAAUGAGGAAAAAGGAAAAAGAAAAGCAAAAGAAAAUGUGACCGAAAAAUACAAACGUCUAGAACCUAAAAGAGGCAAAAGUGAGUCAUCUUCAGAGGACGAAAGUGAUGCUGAGUGUUUGUUUUGUAAUGAGAGGUUUUCCAAUAAUAAUAGAGGUGAAGGAUGGAUCAAAUGUUGUGCUUGCUUAAGAUGGGGCCACGAAGCUUGCGCUGGCGUUGAUCCCGAUGACGCUGACGAGUUCACAUGUGAUUUUUGUGUCGAUGCCGAUGAUCGUUUCACUUCUGCUCG
Acanthoscelides obtectus is the source of this 3186-nucleotide messenger RNA. Lineage: Eukaryota; Metazoa; Arthropoda; Insecta; Coleoptera; Chrysomelidae. The record is from the annotation of a GenBank genome assembly.